AUGCCUUCUUUCAAUGAAAUAUUUCCAGUCAGUAGACUAUACUUGCUAUUCCAAUCACAUACAGGCCUAGGGUUGUCCACUAAGAGAAGGUUGUCUUCAAGCCAUAGAAGCACUAUCGAGCCCUGGAGCUGUGGUGACAGUGCCGUCCCAGCCACCGGCGUCCUCUUCCAUGCCAUGGCCAUCCAGGAGGAGUGCCACGGCUAUCGCAGUUCUCCCCAUGCCAUCCUCCUGGAUGUUGAUCGUGUCCUUGCACCGGCGGCAGCUGGAGCCUGGUACGUCCAGAGAGGCAUGGCCUUGGAUUGGAGCAUUGCAGUCAUCGAUCCACUUCGUGAUAGCCAUGAGGUAGGGUGGCGUAGAACUCAGCCCCGUGAGCUGCAGUUCACCAGUUCAUUCCUCAGCUGUAAGCCUAGCAAGAAGGAAAAUGGUUUGUGCUAUAUAUACGACUGA
This is a messenger RNA of Triticum turgidum subsp. durum (durum wheat), 447 nucleotides long. The record is from the annotation of a GenBank genome assembly. NCBI's taxonomy places the organism in Eukaryota, Viridiplantae, Streptophyta, Magnoliopsida, Poales, Poaceae.